Molecule: messenger RNA, 1988 nt
Organism: Marchantia polymorpha subsp. ruderalis
Lineage: Eukaryota; Viridiplantae; Streptophyta; Marchantiopsida; Marchantiales; Marchantiaceae
Source: the annotation of a GenBank genome assembly
CUGACUCUACUUUGAACGUACCGUAGGACCCGGUCGAGCGGCCUUCUUGCGCCGGAAGAUUUCCGAACGAGGAUCGAGAGGAGGGAGCAGGAAUCGGACGAGAGGAAGCCUCCGAGCGAUCCGCGCGGCGCAAUUGGAAGACGUGGAGAGAAAGUUUACGAAGAGAAAUCUCGCGCAGCCGGACUCUGGGUUUCUUCUGCACAUGAGCUUAGCCGCGUGUCCGGUGAAUCGUCAGAGUUGGAGCUCAUGAUUUCCAUGAGCGCCGAAAAGAUCGUCGGACUGGUGAAAACGGAGCGAAUUGAUCGCAGGGAUAUUGACAAAUUAUCGGAUGCUGAUGGAUCGGUGGUGAAUGAUUGCUGAAUGAGAAUUAUAAGCGUAGAAUGCUGAGUAGAUAUAUUGGUUUGAUUGAUCGAUGGGACCCGUGGCGCGCUUGCGUCGGCUCCAGCGCCAGCUGACAUUGAAGGUGCAGUUUCAGCAGCAUCGGACGCACGCGUGCCUUCUGCUGCCGCUCUUUGUUAUCAUAAUACUAUGCUUUUUGUGGCCUAUGGCCUCCACCGCACCUGCGUACAAGCCUCUUUACUUCCUAAGCCUCGGUGAUUAUGGAACGGGAUCACUGGAGCAGAGAGCAGUGGGGAAUCAGAUGGCCGACGCUGCUGAAAGGCACGAUGCACAAUUCGUUGUGACUGUUGGAGACAAUUUCUACCCUCGUGGUAUCAAAGGGCUGGACGAUCCCCAAAUUAAAAACAACUUUGAGGACAUAUAUGCAGACAAGUCUCUCCAAAUUCCCUGGUAUGUGGCUCUUGGAGAUCAUGACCACAGGGGCAGUGUCGCAGCACUGAUUGCCUACUCCAAUGUAUCAAACCGCUGGCAGCUGCCAGGACCCUAUUAUGUCAAGACCAUACCUUUGACUGGCAUCCAUACUCUGGACCUCAUCAUCACGGACAGUAUUGGCCUGGAGGGUGUUUUGGUGAAUGAAAGCGAAACUAGACGUUUUGAAAAGGAUUACAAUAUGACUGUCGCUGGCGCAGAGGCUGGACAAAGACAAUUGGAAUGGCUCACUGAAGUUCUGGCGAACAGCAAAGCUGAUUGGCGCAUUGUGGUGGGACACCGUCCCUUGCAGAGCGUUGCAGAUCGUAGCCGUUUCCCCGUGGAGGACAGACUACACGAUUUGCUAUCUCCACUCUUCGUGAAAUAUGGAGUGCAUGUAUACAUGCACGGUCAUGAUCAUGUCGGACAACACUUGGUGGAUAAAGGGGUCGUCUAUGUUGGCAAUGGAGUGGGUGGCUUUGGAACUCAUCCAGCGCAUACUACCAACAACACCGUAUGGUUCAGGAAUGAUUACAUGGGCUUCAUUGUCCAUAAAGUUACUCCUUCUCAAAUGGAGUUCAAAUAUAAGAAUCACAAAGGAGUUACUGUACACAAGAUCAUAUUGAAACAGGAUUAUUCGGAGAUGUGAUUAUAAGGUCGUCAUCGAUGACCCUAAGCACGGCAAGUCCUCGUUAAGAAGUUCGAUCUUGCUGUUUGAAGAGUUUUAAAUUAUCUGUGAAUUUUGACGUGAAAAGCAAGGACAUUGCUCGCAAUCCAACACACGAAGUAUUUAGAGAGAUUGGCGGAAGGAGGCUUUAUGGAGUUUGCUGCAAGCGUUUAUGUGUUUGGUAAGAGAAGCUAGGGGCAGAAUCGAUAGAUUUUCAGACGGGACAUCUCACCUUGUCAAUUCAAUUCAAAUGAAGUGUCAAAGGUCUCGACACUUGAUCUUAUCGUAGAUUACUGUAGGUCUUUUAAAGGUAGGCUUUUUAAGGCACUAGAUCGGCAACAUUGCCGAGCUUAGAAUCUUGUACAAUUAAAUGUUUCUUAUGACAUAGUCUCUUAUUUAACUCUUCGAUCUUAUAGUCUGUACCAUAUUUGAGGUAGGCAAUCCACUUUUGAUCCCAUGAAGAUGCUUCAUCAGGCGUAUCAUGUUUGAUGUAAUCUCGCACAAUUCAAUUCCC